This is a messenger RNA of Colletes gigas, 1527 nucleotides long. RefSeq names its product chitobiosyldiphosphodolichol beta-mannosyltransferase (gene Alg1). Bases 45 to 1415 code for a protein of 456 amino acids. Gene Ontology annotation, molecular function: mannosyltransferase activity. The transcript has 6 exons. The record is from RefSeq and is a predicted model, not a curated record. Lineage: Eukaryota; Metazoa; Arthropoda; Insecta; Hymenoptera; Colletidae. Gene Ontology annotation, cellular component: endoplasmic reticulum.
GGAAAGGCUUGCACAGUAGCGUGGCCCGGUAGCAUUGUUUGAAAAUGUGGUCACUUUAUGUAAUAUGUAUACUUGCUUUAAUUGUUGUUUUAAUUAGAAAAUUGUAUUUGAAGGCAUAUAAAGAACAUAAGAAUGUCUGUGUCCUUGUUCUUGGAGAUUUGGGUAGAAGUCCUAGAAUGCAAUAUCAUGUUAUAUCACUUGCAAAAGAAGGAUUUACCGUAGAUUUUAUAGGUUAUCCUGGCUCGUUGCCAUUAAAAGAAAUAAGAGAAAGUCCUUGCAUACAUAUUCAGUACCUUCCACCUCCACCAGAAUUAAACAAUAUAUUAUCCCGUCUUCCAUGUUAUGUAAUAAAAACAUUAUGGCAAACUAUUACUCUAUCAUGGAUUUUGUUUCGAAAACGUAUAUCAAGUCAUGUUCUAGUACAGAAUCCACCUGCGAUACCAACACUUCCAAUUUGUUGGUUUUAUUGUAUUAUAAUGAAUUCACAAUUUAUAAUUGACUGGCAUAAUUAUGCUUAUACUCUAAUGGCACUUGGUUUGGGAAACGAUCAUUUGUUAGUUAAAUUUGCAAAAGUAAUCGAAACAUAUUUUGGUUCUAAAGCACAAGCUAAUUUUUGUGUUUCUAAAGCAUUGAAGAAAGAUUUAGAAGUAAACUGGAGAAUCAAAGCUGAAGUAUUAUAUGAUCGUCCAGCAAAUGAAUUUCAUCCUAUAUCAUUAAUAGAAAAACAUACAUUUUUAUUAAAAUUAAUCGAAAAAUAUAAUAUAUUUAAAGGUUCAAAAGAAAACUCGACUAUAUUUACAGAAUAUAUAUCAAACAAAGUACAUUUAUCCUCUGAAAGACCUGGCUUCAUUGUUUCAAGUACAAGUUGGACAGAAGAUGAAGAUUUUUCAAUGUUAUUAAGUGCAUUGCAAGAAUAUGAAAAUGCAAUUACAAAGAAUAUUUGUAAUCUACCUGAUUUAAUUUGUGUAAUAACUGGUAAAGGUCCUUUGAAAGAAUUUUAUAUGGCUAUUAUAAAAUUAAAAAACUGGAAACACGUUACAAUUAUAACACCAUGGCUUGAAAGUGAAGAUUAUCCUAAAAUACUAGCUAGCGCCGACCUAGGUAUUUGUCUCCAUACAUCAUCUAGUGGUUUGGAUUUACCAAUGAAAGUUGUUGAUAUGUUUGGAUGUGGACUUCCAGUUUGUGCAUAUGAUUUUAAAUGUUUAUCAGAACUUGUUAAACAUAAUGAAAAUGGAAUGGUUUUUUCAAACAAAAAAGAACUAUCAGAUCAAUUAAAAUUGUGGUUUGAAAAUUUCCCCAAUAAUGAUUCUCAACGUGUGUUGGACGAAAAAUUCCGGAAGGAACUUCGUAAUUUUCAAGAAAAUCGGUGGCAUAGUAACUGGACUUCUGUUGUGCUAUCUUACUUUAAUAAAUAAUUUUUAACAUAUUCAUUUUACGCAUGUGUAUAUUGUUUAAAGUUUUUAGACCUAUUUUUUACAACAUAUAUUUAAUGCAUUGACUGAUAAGGUAAGGGAUGGGCAAUUGAUA